UCUGCUUUUGGGGAGGAGCUGCUCUGAGACGCUGUGUUUGCAGCGGUGAUUCUGGUGAGGGGUUAAGAGGCGAGAUACAACAUUAGGCUCAAACCUGGUCUGGAAUUGGACAGAUACUCAACCUCCAUGCAGUGCCAGGAGCUCCUCGUGCGGGGCCUGAGCUUGGGGAUGAUCCUGGGUGGGGUAAUGCACUUUAUAUGUCUCAGGAAGUCUCACGCUGCCUACGGCCGCUACGUGGACACCUCGGGCAGCUCCAUGAUGGUGCCCGCAAGGCUAGCCUGGUUCCUCCAGGAGCUUCCCGCUCUCCUGGUGCCGCUGCUUUUGAUGCUGAUCACGGAUGGAAAACACAGCACCGGGAAACACCUGAUGCUCUGGACCUUCUGCCUGCACUACUUCCAAAGGAGCUGCAUCUACUCUCUGCUGACCAAAGGGCGGCCGUAUCCGUUCAACAUCAUGCUGACAGGGAUGGUGUUUUGCUCUAUUAAUGGCUUCCUGCAGGCACACUAUCUGCUGCAUUGUGCUACAUAUCACAACACAUGGUUUUCUGAUGCCUGUUUACUAGCCGGCCUGAUAAUAUUUUUCAUAGGAAUGGGAGUCAAUAUUCACAGUGACCACAUUCUUCGCAGCCUGAGGAAACCUGGAGAAAUUUCCUAUAAAAUCCCAAGAGGCGGCUUGUUUGAGUAUGUGUCUGGUGCAAAUUUCUUCGGGGAGAUGGUACAGUGGCUGGGCUACGCUGUUGCUACCUGGUCCUUACCCACAUUUGCUUUUGCUUUUUUUACAAUUUGCUUCAUAGGCCCGAGAGCCUAUCACCAUCACAGGUUCUAUCAUGAGAAGUUCAAAGAUUUCCCCAGAUCAAGAAGAUCUCUCAUACCCUUCAUCUUUUGAGAAGAUAAAUGUAGUUGCGUUGCGUUCUGUCAGAAGAAAAGAAUUCAUCUUCUUAAUUGCUACAGUGUAGACCUUUUUCCUUUUGGUUUGUUUUCAUUACCUGAUUUAGCAUACAGUAUGUGGGAAUUAUUGGCACUAAUUGGAAAUAUAUGACUUGAAUAUAUGACUUGAAUAUGUUACCAGAUUGUGUGUAAUGGUUUUGACUUCCUGUAUGAUAAAGGAUUAAUCAUAUAACAGGACAAUUUACUACAACUUAAUCUUUUUUAUUACUUGUACAGUAUGUUAUUGCUGUUGUUAGUAUAUUUGUGUGUAACUGUGUAUAUAUCCCAGCUUAAUAUUAAGAGACAACUGUAAGUUGGUUGAUUUACCCAAAAAACAUGAGCAUCUCCGCCACCUUUGAUUCAACCAAUUGCAUGAUUUUGUGUAAAGGAUUAUCUGUUGGCUGAACAAUGACUGUCAGCAUGUUUGGUAAACCUGACUGAAAUGAAUCAUUAUUUUGGUGAUGCUAUGAUGCAUUAUUUCACUUCAUAUUUAAAGAAGAAAAUAUAAUGAACAGAAUAAUGAAAUCAUGUGUUUUUUUUAUAAAAUGCAAAACUGCAUGCAUUUUUUUUUUUUGCGGCUAAUCGAUGACUCACCGCUAUUUUACUGUAGUUGUCAAUCACAGGCAUUUCUGUUGAAAACAAUGGCCAAUCAGUGGUGAUAACUGAGUUUUCUUGCGAAUAAGCUCAGGCUCACUUUCUGUAGGUUACAUAAUCCAUUCAUAAUUUGAAAAAGGUUUUGUAGAGGACCAAUGUCCAUGUAUACUGCAAAGUUUCAGAAGUGACAUUUAAUUACGAGAAUAAAUCCGCUAUAUUCUUCUGUAAGUCACUCCAGAAAUUGAUAUAAUUGAAAGCAAUAAAGUGGCAAAAGGUCCUCUGCAGCCAUCUACUGGUGAUAGUGGUAAUUUAAUGUCAUUUUCAUUUGGAAAGUGUUUGUUUUCCAUCAGAUGUCAAAAAUUGUCCACUAAAGCAGCAGGUUUUCCAUGUUUUCUCCAUGAAUAAAAAUGAGAAAUGUAAAUCUUCUUUAAAGUGAAUUUACAGUACAACUCAGAAAAUAAUAAAAAAAUGUUUUAAAUUAGGGAUGCACGAUACCAUUUUUUAAGGACCGAGUACGAGUACCUAUACUUUUUUUCUGAUACUUGCCGAUACCGAUGCCUAUACAUUUAUUAAUUUCUCUCUCUCAUAAGCUCUUAGUUUGUAGCUGGUGCAUGUAAUUUAAGCUAUAACGAUGUUGUGAUGUUGAAGUAUAAAUGGAUGUUGUUUGGAUAGUAAUUUGUGAUAUUGGGCUAUAUAAAGCCCAUUUGAUGUUAAUCAAGAGGUGUUAUGUUUCUGCGGCCAACAAAGAAAAUGUUUGUCUGAAAACAUUUCUUGUUUG
This is a messenger RNA of Ctenopharyngodon idella (grass carp), 2298 nucleotides long. RefSeq names its product steroid-5-alpha-reductase, alpha polypeptide 2b (gene srd5a2b). NCBI's taxonomy places the organism in Eukaryota, Metazoa, Chordata, Actinopteri, Cypriniformes, Xenocyprididae. Gene Ontology annotation, cellular component: membrane. Gene Ontology annotation, biological process: steroid biosynthetic process. The coding region runs from base 127 to 885 and encodes 252 amino acids. The transcript is spliced from 5 exons. Gene Ontology annotation, molecular function: 3-oxo-5-alpha-steroid 4-dehydrogenase activity. The record is from RefSeq and is a predicted model, not a curated record.